AUGGGUAAAAAGAAAUCGAAUUCCUCUAAUGCCGCACAAACAUUGGAGUCGUCAGUGUCACCAAUUUUGGAAAUCAAUUACAAUGAUCCUUUAUUUACUGCGGCAUCUCAUCCCACAAAACCAAUUCUAUUAUCAGGUUUAGCUACAGGUCAUGUCUACUGUAAUUCUUAUGAUGCUGAUAAACUAGAAGAAUUGACCCAAUCCAAAAGAGAAGAAUAUGAUACAUUGGAAAAACAAGCGUAUACUCAAGGUAAAAUCCCACACAUCAAUAAAUCAGUUUCUCAACUGAAAAAGAAAUGGUGGACCAUAAUUCAAGACAACACUGAAAUCCCAACUGAUGGGGAUCUCAUUAAAACUAAUUGGAAAACAAAACGUCACAAGGGAUCGUGUCGACAUGCCAUUUUUGAGCCAUUGGAAAAUUCUGUGGGAGAUUUCAUUUAUACUUGUGGAACUGAUAAUAUUAUUAAAAAGGCAUCAACUGAAACAGGGAAAGUUGUGGGGAAAGUUGAUGUUCUGUCCGAUUACUCAAACAAAAAAGAUUUAUUAACUAAAUUAUGUCAUUCAGCAACCCAUCCAUUUUUAUUAUCAGGAACAGAGGAUGGGCAUGUGCUCGUUUAUGAUAGUGCCAAUUUAAACUCCAAUAAAUUAAAAUUCAAAGUUGAAAAUGCCCAUGACGACUCUAUAAAUCACAUUUUAGCCAUGCCUGCAGUGUCUGCAUAUCAUUAUCUCACAUUGGGAUCAACCACAUUAUCACACAUCGAUAUUAGAAAGGGUAUAAUAACCCAAUCUGAUGACCAAGAAGAUGAAUUGCUAGCAAUGUGUUUCCCUAGUGAUGAAGUCUCUCAAUCAAAUGAUACUGUCUUAGUUUCUCAUGGUGAAGGUUUGAUUACUAUAUGGAAGAAUUCAAAGAAUAAACUCAUGGAUCAAUUAUCUCGUGUAAAAGUUAAUAAAUCCGCAUCUAUUGAUACAAUCAUUUCAACAAUGAAUACAGAUAACGAGGAUAUGGCAAACUCAGUUUGGUGUGGUGACAGUGAAGGAUUAUUGCAUAGGAUCAAUUAUAAAAGAGGUAGAGUUGUCGAGACUCGUUUGCAUUCAUUGUCCAAAGGUAAACACGGUGCAGUUGAUGAAGUGGGAAUUUUGGAUAUUGAUUUUGAUUAUAGAUUGGUUAGUGCUGGUAUGGACACAUUAAAAAUUUGGUCCAAUGCAGAAGACGAGGACCAAAAUGAAGAGAAUGAUGACGAUAAUGACGACGUUGAUGAUAACAAUAAUGAUGAAGUCGAUUCUGGGAGCGUAUCUAGCGAAGAUUCCUGGAGUGAUAUAAGCUCUUCAGAAGAAGAGUCUGGCUCAAACCUAGAUAACGAUUUUGAUAAGGAAGAUUUAGCCGUUGAAGAAGGUCAACAAUUACGCAAGAAACGAGAUGACAUUUCCCAACUUAUAUCCAAACCCAAAAGAAAAACAAUUGACAUUAACAAAUUAACAAAAACGAGUAAAGACUCACAACCAGAAGAAGUAGAGGAAGAACUCGUUGAACCUUCUCAAAAGAAACAAAAAGUUAAGGAGAAAAAGUUGACCACGAAACAGCUUCGUAAUAUGCAAAAGCAUGAACAUGGUAUCAAGAAAUUUGAAGGUUUGUAG
This is a messenger RNA of Candida dubliniensis CD36, 1635 nucleotides long. It is a transcript of the gene JIP5, whose product is annotated as Jip5p. Gene Ontology annotation, molecular function: protein binding. NCBI's taxonomy places the organism in Eukaryota, Fungi, Ascomycota, Pichiomycetes, Serinales, Debaryomycetaceae. Gene Ontology annotation, biological process: rRNA processing; positive regulation of transcription by RNA polymerase I. The record is from RefSeq and is a predicted model, not a curated record. The transcript has a single exon. Gene Ontology annotation, cellular component: nucleolus. The coding region runs from base 1 to 1635 and encodes 544 amino acids.